Paramecium tetraurelia is the source of this 2229-nucleotide messenger RNA. RefSeq lists its product as uncharacterized. The record is from RefSeq and is a predicted model, not a curated record. The transcript is spliced from 5 exons. NCBI's taxonomy places the organism in Eukaryota, Ciliophora, Oligohymenophorea, Peniculida, Parameciidae.
AUGCUACAUCUUGAUAUAGAAGUCUAGACAAUCCAAUUUUUCAUCGGCUCCUCACUCGAAUCAUGCUCUAUUAAAUUAAGCGAUUCCUUCUCCACUUCCGCUUUGGACUCAAAAGUCAGAUGCAAAUGCAAAGAAAUUCAAGAAAUUUGGGAAAAAAUUGAAUUAAAUGUGUAAUAUGUCGAGAAAGGCAAUGUAUUGGAUAUUUGCAUAUAUUUGUAGUUGAAACUCUACUUUUACGAUGGUUAGACCAUCUUUGGAGAAGCAACCAUUAAUUUAGGCUUUUACAUUGAGAACAAUCUUCCUCUUAUCAUUGACAAAAUUACUAUUCAGAAUAAAUUCGAUUCGGAAGCCCAAGUUCAAAUGAGUUUGGCCUGGAAUCAAGUAGAUUAAGUGCAGUCUAAAUAAAUUCGCUAAGUAAGUCCAAUGAGAGACCAACCCAUUCCAACUCCACAACCCUAGAAACCAACUGCUUAAUAGAAGAAACCUGCUGACGAACUUCAUUUCGAUAAGAGAACUGUACAUGCCACAUACACUUAAUGGAAAGAUCAUUAGGAAAUGGUCAGGGAAUAGUAUGUCAAGAAAUUAAAGGAACCCAUCAAAAAAGGACAAAUGGAGGAUGAAAAAUUUGAAGAAAUUCGCAAACCUGAAGUUCGAGUCAUGAGUCCUCGUAGAUUUCAAACUCCCAAAGAUUAUAAACCAAUAAAUAAAUAAUAAAUUUAAAAAUCAACUGGAGGAUUUGAAAAUCUUAAAUCUUCAAAUAACAACCCACUAGAUUUCAGAUAACUCAACAAGGACUCACAAAACAACUCAAACAAUAGAGCCCCCUCUAAAAGUCCCAAUCGAUAAGAUUCAAGAAUUAAAACCAGAAACGAAGUCUUGUCUGCUACGUCACCCAACGAAUAGAGUGAAAUUCUCAAAGGCUCAACUAAACCUAAACCCCUGUCCAAGAAAGGAGACUUUCAAGAGAAUUUUGGGACGAGACCCACUUAAAUCGAUGGAGGUUUGACAUUGUCAAGCAAAUAAUUGGAUACAGAGGUAGAUUCCACUUAAUGGAGAUAAUAAUUGUCAUAGUUACAAUAAGAGAAUGCUUAAUUAAAAAAUUAGAUUUAAAAAUUAACCAAUGAAAAUUAAGGUUUAAAGGAUCAACAAAUCAAAAGUGAAGCUGCUUUUAAUUUGUUAUCUGAAACUUAUAGCAAUCUAAGAAAUGAAUAUUAAAGAAUAUAGGUUAAGAGCUUCAACAAUAGUUCAAGUCAUUCUUUAUUGGUCAACAAGGAAACAGACCAUUUAAAAAGAGAGUUAGAUCAAAAGUCUAAAGAAAUUGAAUUCUAUAAGAAGGAAGCUGAAUUAUGGAAAAAGGACUUGGAAGUAACUAAAAGAGAGAAUGCUUAAAUUAAAAGAGAGGCAGAACAAUUUAAGAAAGGCCUUGAUAAUCAAUCAUAUGAUUUGGAGUGCCAAAAGAGAGAUAAUGAGAAUAAAAAGAGAGAAAUAGAGAAUCUAGAAAAGGAAUUAUAAAGAGCUCAGUAAGCGAUUUAGUUGGUUCAGAAUGAUAGUUUCAUCAAGGCUUCUUAAUUGUCAGGACAAAAUAGCAAUUAAGAAAUUCUGGAACAAAUGAAAAAUCUAAUUAAAACAAAGCAAAUUGAAGUGGAUAGUAAAAUUGAAGAAAUUAAAUAAAAUAAGAUUAGAAUAGCACAUUUAGAGAAGGAAUUGUUUGAGAAAGGCAGACACUCUUAAGAUCAAAGUGAACAAAUUAAGAAUUCAAAUACUUAAGUAGAAUAGGAAAAUGAAUAAUUGAAAUAACAAUUAGCAGAGAAGAAUGUUGAAUUGAAAAAAAAAACUCAAGAGAUAGAGAAAUUAAUGGCUUAGAAUAAUUUAAUUCUGCAGUAGCCUGAUAUGUAGAAUAUGGAUUAAGCUAAAUUAUUAACUGAUUACAUUGCCUAGAUAGCUGCUUUGAAAUAGGAGAACGAAAGUUUAAUCUUGCAAAGUAAAAAAGAUUAAGUUGAACUUGAGAGUUUACAACACUAGGUUGAAAUAAACAAGAAAAUUGUUGUACUAAGUGAUUAGCGCCAUCAAACUCUUGAGCAAUAAAUUGCGGAAUUAGAAAAAGCUGUCGUAGGAGGAAAAUAAAAUAUGGCAGAUGUGAUCAAUGCUGUUAUGGAAUGCGGUGGUCCUCAGUUGGCUGAGGAGGUGGAGAGAUUCUUGAUUACUAGGAGGAGUACCAAAGUUAGUUGA